GAUUAAGGGUAACCCGACGUUCCAAUUUUAGUUGCAUUUUGAAAAACAAAACAAACCAAGCAAAAACAGAAAUGGGUUUCCCCGAUGCAUCCGCAAUCGGCGGAGGCCCGGAACCCGACUCUGAAUCCGCCCUCCUCCUCCGCACAUCCCUAAAACCAGAAGACAAAUUUAAUUUGGGCUACAUCAUCUACUUCACUUUGGGCGUUGGCUUUCUCCUCCCAUGGAAUAGCUUCAUCACUGCCGUCGAUUACUUUUCCUACCUCUACCCGGAAGCUUCCGUCGACCGUGUUUUCGCCGUCGUUUACAUGGUCGUCGGCCUCGCUUGCCUCUUGGUCAUUGUAUUUUAUGCUCACAAGAGUGAAGCUUACAUGCGGAUCAAUGUUGGUUUGGGCAUUUUCGUGGUUUCCCUGGUCGUCGUGCCUGUUAUGGAUGCGGUUUAUAUUAAGGGUCGGGUCGGAUUGUAUGACGGAUUCUACGUCACUGUCGGUCUUCUCGCUCUGGCGGGUAUAGGCGAUGCGCUUGUUCAAGGUGGGCUCAUUGGAGCGGCUGGGGAAUUGCCUGAACGCUACAUGCAGGCUAUCGUUGCGGGAUCCGGCGGUUCUGGGGUCCUUGUUUCAAUGCUAAGGAUCCUAACCAAAGCUGUAUUUCCACAAGAUGCUGAUGGCCUGAGAAAGAGUGCCUACCUUUACUUUUUUACUAGCAUUGUGUUUAUGGUCAUAUGCAUAGUCUUGUACAAUGUGGCACACAAACUUCCGAUUAUGCAGUACUAUGAGGAGUUAAAGGCUGAGGCUGUUAAGGAGGAAAAAGCAGAGAAAGGUCCCAUGACCGGGCCUGUUUGGAGAGCAACCUUGUAGAAUAUAGUAGGAACAGUCAAGUGGUAUGGAUUUGGGAUCGUCCUCAUAUAUGUUGUGACUUUAUCAAUAUUUCCAGGAUACAUCACAGAGGAUGUGCACUCAUUGGUUCUCAAGGACUGGUAUCUGGUCCUCCUUAUAACAGGCUACAAUGUGUUUGACCUGGUUGGCAAAUCGUUGACUGCAGUCUAUCUCCUUGAAAAUGCAAAGGUUGCUAUUUCCGCUUGUGUUGUGAGGUUACUGUUCUUUCCUCUCUUCAUAGGUUGCUUGCACGGCCCUCAGCUCUUCCGAACAGAGUUUCCAGUCUCGUUACUGACUUGCCUUCUAGGUCUAACUAAUGGCUACUUGACAAGUGUGUUAAUGAUCAUGGCUCCCAAAUCUGUCCAGAUACAACACGCAGAGACUUCUGGCAUCGUUAUGGUGUUGUUUCUAGUAGUUGGUCUGGCAUCAGGAUCAGUCAUAGCUUGGUUCUGGGUCAUCUGAUCAUCAGCCAAGAUCUCUCCAACAGGUGGCCGCUAUGAAUUUGUGCUAAUGAUGUUUUUACCUUUGUAAAGUUUAUCUAAAAGCCGUCGUUUGUAGCAGUGUUUAUCUUCAAAUUGUAUGAUGAAUACUGUGCCUGAAGUGUGCAUAUCUGCUCUCAAUGUAUGCCUGUAUCUUAAAAACAUGAAAAAGAAAAAAUGGAAACAUUUGGCUAUUAUCUGCUUUUUAUA
Gossypium raimondii (Peruvian cotton) is the source of this 1561-nucleotide messenger RNA. RefSeq names its product equilibrative nucleotide transporter 1. The record is from RefSeq and is a predicted model, not a curated record. Gene Ontology annotation, molecular function: nucleoside transmembrane transporter activity. NCBI's taxonomy places the organism in Eukaryota, Viridiplantae, Streptophyta, Magnoliopsida, Malvales, Malvaceae. The transcript has 2 exons. Gene Ontology annotation, biological process: nucleoside transmembrane transport. Gene Ontology annotation, cellular component: plasma membrane.